AUGGACUCUUCAGACAGACCGUCGCUUCGCCAAAGACUAAGCAAUUGGGGCCGAACCGACACGAAACCGGCCGCUACCGACUUAACCGCACCCCCUAACGACCCUAGCGAAAACAUGGAACUGCCUCCUCUUCCUCCUGUGGAGCUCCUGGGCUACUCCCACUCCACCCGUACCAAGAUCAUGACCACCGAGCUUGCUGACGAAAUUCGAAACCUGGUUCCCGAACGAAUCAAACUGUACCGAUCGUGGCAGCUGCAGUACUCUCUGGAGCAGCAUGGUACUUCUCUGACUACUCUAUACCACCGAAACAUCCCUCCUCAUGGAGACACUGCUCGAAAUGGCUUCGUUCUGGCCGUCAAGAACUCCAGAGGUCAGGUGUUUGGUGCAUACACGGACCAGCAUUACCAUGUUGGUGGCAAAAAGUUCUACGGUAACGGUGACUGCUUCCUUUGGAAGGUAAAGAAUGCAGACUCGUUCCAGGCUUUCCCCUAUACUGGUGAGAACAACUUUGUGGUCUACUGCAACCCUCACUUCUUGUCUUUGGGUGGAGGAGAUGGCAAGUACGGCCUGUGGCUGGAUGACGCCCUCAAGACAGGUGUCACCUACCCUUGUGCCACCUUUGGAAACGAGCCUCUGGGAGACGAGAAGUUCGAUGUGGUGGCAGUGGAGGUCUGGAGAGUCGGAGAGUAG
Molecule: messenger RNA, 690 nt
Organism: Yarrowia lipolytica CLIB122
Lineage: Eukaryota; Fungi; Ascomycota; Dipodascomycetes; Dipodascales
Biological process (GO): response to oxidative stress
Cellular component (GO): nucleus
Source: RefSeq, a predicted model, not a curated record